UUCGUCAAUGCGCAGAAAGCCCGGCAGGCGCAGGCUGUAAUUGGAGGGUAAAAUGGCGCUGAGUGGUCAAGGAACAAAGAAGAAAGUUUGCUACUAUUACGAUGGGGAUGUCGGGAAUUACUACUAUGGUCAGGGUCAUCCCAUGAAACCCCACAGAAUCCGUAUGACCCACAACCUUCUUCUCAACUAUGGCCUUUACAGGAAGAUGGAAAUUUAUAGGCCUCAUAAAGCCAAUGCUGAGGAGAUGACCAAGUAUCACAGUGACGACUACAUCAAGUUCCUGCGCUCCAUCCGCCCAGAUAACAUGUCUGAGUACAGCAAGCAGAUGCAGAGAUUUAAUGUAGGAGAGGAUUGUCCCGUCUUCGAUGGCUUAUUUGAGUUUUGUCAGCUCUCGACGGGUGGCUCUGUUGCUGGAGCUGUGAAACUCAACAAACAGCAGACAGACAUUGCCAUUAACUGGGCAGGAGGACUCCAUCACGCAAAGAAAUCCGAGGCGUCUGGUUUCUGCUACGUCAACGACAUUGUACUGGCCAUUCUGGAACUGCUCAAAUACCAUCAGAGAGUACUUUACAUUGACAUCGACAUUCAUCAUGGAGAUGGAGUUGAGGAAGCCUUCUACACAACAGACCGUGUCAUGACUGUGUCCUUCCACAAGUAUGGAGAGUAUUUUCCCGGUACAGGAGAUCUCAGAGAUAUUGGUGCGGGAAAAGGAAAAUACUAUGCGGUGAACUAUCCACUCAGGGAUGGAAUAGAUGAUGAGUCUUAUGAAGCCAUAUUCAAACCUAUCAUGGCCAAAGUGAUGGAGAUGUACCAGCCUAGUGCUGUGGUUCUUCAGUGUGGUGCUGAUUCUCUGUCUGGAGACAGACUGGGCUGCUUCAACCUCACCAUCAAAGGUCAUGCCAAGUGUGUGGAGUAUAUGAAGAGCUUUAACCUGCCAUUGCUCAUGCUGGGUGGUGGAGGCUAUACCAUCAGAAACGUGGCCCGCUGCUGGACCUACGAGACCGCUGUAGCAUUGGACUCAACCAUUCCUAACGAGCUCCCGUACAAUGACUACUUUGAGUAUUUCGGACCUGAUUUCAAACUCCACAUCAGUCCAUCCAACAUGACCAAUCAGAACACAAAUGACUAUCUGGAGAAGAUCAAACAGCGUCUGUUUGAGAAUCUGCGAAUGCUGCCUCAUGCCCCGGGGGUUCAGAUGCAGGCAAUCCCAGAGGAUGCUGUGCAGGAAGACAGCGGAGAUGAGGAGGAUGAUGCUGACAAACGCAUAUCCAUCCGUGCACAUGACAAGCGGAUAGCAUGUGACGAGGAGUUCUCCGACUCAGAGGAUGAAGGUCAGGGUGGCCGAAGAAAUGCAGCCAAUUACAAGAAACCCAAGCGGGUGAAGACUGAAGAAGAAAAGGAUGUAGAGGAGAAGAAAGGUGAGCCAACAGAUGUUAAGGAAGAAGAAAAAGCUCCAGAAGAGAAAAUGGACACAAAAGGGCCAAAAGAAGAAUUAAAAGCAGUCUGAACAAGGAUGCUCAGUUGUCACAACUGCAUGAACUUGUCCUACACUCUCAUCCUGUCACACCUGCAUACACACACACAUUAGAUGUUAGCCCCUGAGCUACACACUGUAAAUUAUUUUGUAAGACUCAUUUUACUAUUUGUAAUGAAGCGGUAUAAAGGUUUUUACAUUACAAGUGUGAAGUGAACAUUGUACUUGUUUUCUUUUAGUGCUUUGAAACCAUGUACUUUUCCCCAAUUUAAAAAAAAAAGUUUGUUUACUGAAAAUUGCACCAAGCAGGACCACAGAUGGCACAAAUCUUUUCUCCUACUAGUUGUUUUAAAUCAUGGACUCAACGCUUAUUGGUUGCCCUUACUUGGUUUAGAUUUCUCUGUGGAUGCUUUUGUCUGGCGUCCUUUACCUCGUUUUUAAGCGAUGUUUGUUUUUAUUAAGGUGUCUGUAUUGUCGACUCUUAUGAACUUCCACGUGUCUGGUGGGCAUGGAAAAGGUUUGUUUGCUGUAUUGCUAGCGGGUUAGUCACAUGACUGGCCAGAUUUAGCCGUUUGGAGUUCCAGAGUUCAGUGAUUGUGAAUUGUCCUUAUUAUUACAAUGACUUUGGUAAAUAAAGGAGAUGUCCUCAGA
Messenger RNA from Triplophysa dalaica, 2125 nucleotides. It is a transcript of the gene hdac1, whose product is annotated as histone deacetylase 1. The transcript has 14 exons. Gene Ontology annotation, molecular function: histone deacetylase activity. Bases 53 to 1507 code for a protein of 484 amino acids. The record is from RefSeq and is a predicted model, not a curated record. Lineage: Eukaryota; Metazoa; Chordata; Actinopteri; Cypriniformes; Nemacheilidae.